Suillus subalutaceus is the source of this 402-nucleotide messenger RNA. RefSeq lists its product as uncharacterized. The record is from RefSeq and is a predicted model, not a curated record. NCBI's taxonomy places the organism in Eukaryota, Fungi, Basidiomycota, Agaricomycetes, Boletales, Suillaceae. Bases 1 to 402 code for a protein of 133 amino acids. The transcript has a single exon.
AUGCAGAGGCCUGCGUUGCUCGCCUCUGCUGCCUUAUGGGUCAUGCAUCCCCAGCUCUACUGGGCUUCCAUCAAGACUCACAUCGAACUCGGGCAUUGGUUGAGAGACCAAGGCUUGGUGGAUAUGCAUCGUUUCCUGAAGCAUUGGGCCUCCAUUUAUACCGGAACUGCCAUCAUGUGUAACCACCAGUCUCCCGACCACCGAGACCCGAAAUGUCUACCCGAGGCAUUCAAUAUACUAACCUGCAUUGGGAGUUACCAGCAGGCAAUCAUGAAGUUGCCCAACCUGGGGAUCGAGUUGGCAUACAAUCUGGGAGUGAUGGUGAGUUAUUCGGGCCGUCUUGUAAGGCAUGGAAUCAGGGUUGAUGAAGGCAAUCAGAUAGUAUGGUCCUGGUUCCUCUGA